AUGAAGCAAAAGAAAGAUGACGGCCCUCCACUUUCUAAGGUAAAGUGCAACAAAAGAAAAGCCGUCGAUCGUGGGUUCACUUCUUUGUUUGCACAAACACAAACAAGUUUAUUUAAAAAAAAGGCAAAGAUAACAUCUAUUAGUUCCAUCUGUUUUAUAACCGAAUGUUGUAAUAGACAAGAACAUCCGUUAAAAAUUGCUAAAGAAGAUACAUCUACUCCUGACCUUUCAGAUGUUGCUACCAGUGACAAGGCAUCUAUGCCUAUAAUCAACAAAGAUAUGAGCGUUCAAGCUGUAUUAUCUGCUCCUAUUUCUUCCACUAGCUGUACUUCUGCUCCCAUCAAGGCCCCCAAGAAAUAUCAAGACAAGGUUGAUAAGAUUGAAGCACUUAAAAAGGAGAAAGAGAAGAUUAAGACGUCAAGUAAUGAGCAAAAACAACCCAAGGAUAUCGUCGAGAAAACUUCUGUAAUCAAGACAUCUUUGACUAAUACUUGCAGAUAUCCCAAGCUCGUUACCCUGAUUCAAGAAGUAGUUGACCAUGUCACUCAGUUGAAUGGUGAAGAACUACCUGUGAUCACUCAAAAUCUGUUCUAUAACAUAUUUUUCAUCUUUGUUGGCCAAGGAAAGCAUGCUUCUGAUAGCAUCAAGAAGAACUUCAGGGCCUUUUGUGAAUCUACUUCUCUUACUCAAUCUGACCUAGGCAAGUACGCAAGUAAAGGAUAUACGACCAUUGUAUCUUCUAUGGCCAAACAAUAUGAAACACUUGUCCACAAUUACGUAUGGUUUACUUACGAAGACAGAACUCUCAGACAUAUUCUUGAAGUCUUAUCCGAAAAGGCCUCUCCUUACUUCUGUGGCGAUAGCCUAACUGUCAAACAACGCAAGCCUUUAGCCAAACAUAUCUUUCAACAAAAGAUAAACCCCAAGUCUGCCUGGUCAUCCACUGUAUACCGAAUUGAGCGAUAUGAAACCAUUGUCAAUAACUUUCUUACUUUCUGGUCAAUGUACGGUGCUUCCAAUGAUGCUGACGUACCAAGUGAAGCUAAUCUGUAUGCCAAACCUCAAUGCUACAUGAAAUGGUUACACUUUAUGCAGAAGGAAUUAGAACAAAAGAAGUUCAUUCAAGAAAUGAAACCUCAAGACAAAGCAGCAUGCAGUUAUGUUCAUAGAAAGUUACAAGAAUUUCCUUUUGUCAAGAAUUUGAAUACAAGCAAGCACAGGUCAUUAAAGGAAAAACACAUUGACCGCUAUCAAUUCCAACAAGACCUUGGAAAUAACAAGCAAGCUUAG
Molecule: messenger RNA, 1290 nt
Organism: Rhizopus microsporus ATCC 52813
Lineage: Eukaryota; Fungi; Mucoromycota; Mucoromycetes; Mucorales; Rhizopodaceae
Exons: 5
Coding region: 1-1290 (429 amino acids)
Source: RefSeq, a predicted model, not a curated record